Molecule: messenger RNA, 1176 nt
Organism: Leptosia nina
Lineage: Eukaryota; Metazoa; Arthropoda; Insecta; Lepidoptera; Pieridae
Source: the annotation of a GenBank genome assembly
AUGGUCCGCACCAAGGACGGGGACGGCGGGAUCAAGAGUUGCUCCAUCGUCUCCGAAGUGCAGAAGCGGCCGUGUCUCUUCGACAGUAACCACUCGAAUUAUGGGGAUAGAGCUGAAAAACUCAGGUGCUGGGAGGAAGUCUGCGAGAGCGUAGUGCCGAGCUGGUGUACGCUGCCGGAGACGGAGAAGCUAGCGGCCGGUAAAGAAGUGCAAAAAAGAUGGCGCUCAAUCCGCGAUUCGUAUACAAAAGCGUUUCGACAAGGGAAAUGUCCGCCCCCUGAACAAUGUCCACCCGGCAGCAGACGAUACCAAUAUCACCGGCAGAUGUCCUUCUUACUCAAAGCUCUACAAAAUAAAAAACCAAGAUACUCACAAGACAAAUAUGAGUCGUUCUCAGAAAUAUCGAAUUCACCGCAACAUCCGCCGCCGGACGAAAUACCUCGCAUCAAAUCCGAGUUCAUAGACAAACCGCUCGACUUAAAAACAAAACCCGAUAUACCAGAGACAUUCGACAAGGGCAGUCAGACCAUAGACAGCGAGAAGAGAGAAUUUAAAAUCGACGCAAACAAUAUUCUACCAGAUGACCAUUUUAACGACGACAAAAUGUUUAUGAACUCUCUCUUACCGCUUUUUAAGAAAAUGGAUGACGAUACGAGACUGCUAUGUAGGAUAGAGGUUUUAAAAAUUAUAAGAUACGCUUUACAAGGGAACAACGGUUUAGAUGCUUUGAAAAAUGCAGAUGACAACUUCCUGCAGAGUAGAUUAAGUGCCAUUUUGACGAAGGAGGAAAUCAGCAAGACGGAUUCCAAGUUGUCUAUGACCACGCGGUCAGCUGACGGAAGCCGACCUAUACGGAAACGGAGGUUACGUUCACCAUCACCACUCCCCACGCCUCCGAAGAGAAGAGGCCCAGGUCGCCCCAGAAAGAUCAGACCUCCACCCUCGGAUUCAGAUGAAGAACGACCCAAAAAGCUCAAAUCAUUCCCGAAACUUAAGGUGUCUCCGGUGGAAGUCAAUUUACCUCCAGACGAAGAUUCGCUCAGUAAAGCUACCAGCGUCGCACAACUUUCCACACCCUUAUUUAUGAAGAUGUACAACUUAGAGCGUUCAAAACCCGACACAACAAAUAAUAUGCAAGUUUCAGUCAAAACAGAACCUGUCGACGCUGUGGAAUAG